This is a messenger RNA of Ictalurus punctatus (channel catfish), 6360 nucleotides long. It is a transcript of the gene tnpo2a, whose product is annotated as transportin 2a. The transcript is spliced from 26 exons. Bases 145 to 2850 code for a protein of 901 amino acids. NCBI's taxonomy places the organism in Eukaryota, Metazoa, Chordata, Actinopteri, Siluriformes, Ictaluridae. Gene Ontology annotation, biological process: protein import into nucleus. Gene Ontology annotation, molecular function: small GTPase binding; nuclear import signal receptor activity. Gene Ontology annotation, cellular component: cytoplasm; nucleus. The record is from RefSeq and is a predicted model, not a curated record.
GAACAUUAGAAAGCUAUAAGCGCUUCCGGCUUGGAGGCUUUGUGAGCGCGGCGUGUUUAGACUGCGGCGCUGCGCAGCUUCAUUCUUAUUCACACUGUUGCAUGCGUUCUUCUCGGCUCAACAGGCCUCCGCAUACAGUGUCUGAUGGAGUGGCAGCCAGAUGAACAAGGACUCCAGCAGGUCCUUCAGCUCCUGAAAGAUUCCCAGUCCCCGAACACGGCCACACAGAGAGCUGUGCAGCAAAAACUAGAGCAGCUGAACCAGUUCCCCGACUUCAACAACUAUCUCAUCUUCGUCUUGACACGACUGAAAUCUGAGGAUGAGCCGACACGUUCGCUCAGCGGUCUGAUUCUGAAGAACAACGUAAAGGCUCACUACCAGAACUUCCCUCCAGCAGUGGCAGAAUUCAUCAAGCAGGAAUGUCUGGGCAACAUUGGGGACCCAUCUCCUCUCAUUCGUGCUACGAUUGGUAUCCUGAUCACAACCAUCGCCUCUAAAGGGGAGCUGCAGACGUGGCCCGAGCUUCUGCCUCAGCUCUGCAACCUGCUCAACUCGGAAGAUUACAACACCUGCGAGGGAUCAUUUGGUGCCCUACAGAAGAUAUGCGAAGACUCCUCUGAGCUGCUGGACAGUGAUGCAUUGAACCGGCCUCUAAACAUCAUGAUCCCUAAAUUCUUGCAGUUCUUCAAGCACUGUAGUCCCAAGAUUAGAUCUCAUGCUAUUGCUUGUGUGAACCAGUUCAUCAUUGGUCGAGCUCAAGCUCUGAUGGACAAUAUUGAUACCUUUAUUGAGAGUCUGUUUGCGCUGGCUGCAGACGAAGACUCCGAGGUGAGAAAGAACGUUUGCCGAGCACUGGUCAUGCUGCUUGAGGUCCGAAUCGACCGCCUUAUCCCACACAUGCACAGCAUUGUUCAAUACAUGCUACAGCGCACACAAGACCCAGAUGAGAACGUGGCUCUGGAGGCUUGUGAGUUUUGGCUCACUCUGGCUGAGCAGCCCAUCUGUAAAGAAGUUCUGUCUGGACAUCUGGUUCAACUGAUUCCUAUCCUGGUAAAUGGAAUGAAGUACUCUGAAAUCGACAUAAUCUUGCUGAAGGGUGACGUGGAGGAGGAUGAAGCUGUUCCGGACAGCGAGCAAGACAUUAAGCCACGUUUCCACAAGUCUCGCACAGUCACGCUGCAGCACGAGGGAGGCGAGGGAGAGGAGGGGGAGGACAUUGAUGAAGAUGAUGACGAUGACGACGAUACUCUGUCUGACUGGAAUCUGCGUAAAUGCUCAGCUGCAGCACUGGAUGUGUUGGCGAACGUGUUCCGGGACGAACUGCUACCCCACCUGCUCCCACUGCUGAAAGACUUGCUGUUUCACCCAGACUGGGUCGUCAAGGAGUCUGGCAUCCUGGUCCUAGGGGCCAUUGCUGAAGGAUGUGUCCAGGGAAUGGUUCCCUACCUGCCAGAGUUGAUUCCUCACCUAAUUCAGUGUCUGUGUGACAAGAAAGCUUUGGUGCGCUCCAUCGCCUGCUGGACGCUGAGCCGCUACGCUCACUGGGUAGUGAGCCAGCCGCCUGAUGCCUAUCUCAAACCAUUAAUGACAGAGCUGCUCAAACGCAUUCUUGAUGGCAAUAAGAGGGUGCAGGAGGCUGCCUGCAGUGCGUUUGCGACUCUUGAGGAGGAGGCUUGCACAGAGCUUGUUCCUUAUCUCGGCUUUAUUCUGGACACACUGGUCUUUGCUUUUGGGAAAUACCAGCACAAAAACCUGCUCAUCUUGUAUGAUGCCAUUGGGACACUAGCUGACUCUGUGGGCCAUCAUCUCAACCAGCCUGAAUAUAUCCAGAAGCUGAUGCCCCCUCUCAUCCAGAAAUGGAAUGAGCUGAAAGAUGAAGAUAAGGAUCUGUUCCCUUUGUUAGAGUGUCUCUCAUCAGUGGCCACGGCUCUGCAGAGUGGUUUCCUGCCCUACUGUGAACCAGUGUAUCAGCGCUGUGUUACUCUGGUGCAGAAGACCCUCGCUCAGGCAAUGAUGUAUAACCAGCACCCAGAGCAGUACGAGGCUCCUGAUAAGGACUUCAUGAUCGUUGCUCUGGAUCUCCUGAGCGGCCUGGCCGAGGGCCUUGGAGGCCAUGUUGAGAGACUGGUGGCUCGCAGCAACAUCAUGACCCUCCUCUUCCAGUGCAUGCAGGACACUAUGCCGGAGGUGAGGCAGAGCUCAUUUGCUCUCUUGGGAGACCUGACCAAGGCCUGCUUCCUUCAUGUUAAACCCUGCAUCUCUGAGUUCAUGCCAAUUCUGGGACUAAACCUGAACCCAGAGUUCAUUUCAGUGUGUAAUAAUGCCACCUGGGCCAUCGGGGAGAUCUCCAUACAGAUGGGCUCAGGUGACAGGAAGCAGGAAGGUGAUUGUACAGGUGCAGAGAUGGAGCCAUAUGUGGGGCUGGUGCUUAACAACCUGGUGGAGAUUAUAAAUAGACCCAAUACCCCCAAGACUCUGCUGGAAAACACAGCCAUUACGAUUGGUCGGCUGGGAUACGUUUGUCCUCAGGAGGUGGCACCUAUGCUGCCUCAGUUCAUACGACCUUGGUGUCAGUCGCUCAGAAACAUCAGGGAUAAUGAGGAGAAAGAUUCCGCCUUCAGAGGCAUCUGUUUAAUGAUUGGGGUAAAUCCUGGAGGUGUGGUGCAGGACUUCAUUUUCUUCUGCGAUGCUGUGGCAUCUUGGGUGAACCCAAAAGAAGACCUGAGAGACAUGUUUUACAAGAUCUUGCAUGGCUUUAAGGACCAGGUUGGAGAGGAGAACUGGCAGCAGUUCUGUGAGCAGUUCCCCCCACAGCUGAAGGAGCGGCUGUCGGCCUGCUAUGGCGUUUAGACGCCCCUCCUCACUGACACAGGACACGCCUGUUAGGUUGAAUCUCCGGGAGGGUCACUGGGGGAACUCAUCCAUGUGUGUGUAUUGCCCUGCUACUGGAGGGGGGAGGCUGGCGCGACGAUCAUCCCUGCACCCUGUGUCUGUGUGAGGGAGGGUGGGAAGGGUGGGAGGGGGUUAGGGGAGCCAACCUCUGCAUCAAACGCUGCGGUUUAGCGUCCCGUGCUCAGAGUAGGAAUUUUAAAUAAAAAUGGAAGCAAAAGGGGAUCUAGGCUGGGAUAGAGGGAGGGAGGGAACUCGUAGGCAGGGCUUGCCACCUGAUAACUCCACUGCUCUCUUCUGCUGCGGGAGAGCACUAUCGGGAGGGGGGAGGCUGGGUGGCACCAAUGCACCCACCAAUAGUACAGUCUAGUCUAAGCCCUGGCACCUCAGCUAGACGCCUAUAGCACACAAGCGCAUUCAGUAGACCGGCACACUCGUUAGACAAGCUUAAGGCGACCUGUUGCCCGGGUGGUAUUUCUGUAAUGCAUACAUAAGAAAACUACAAUAUCUUAAACGGUAUUGGUUGACUACGUCAAUACUAAAAUGACUUUUAACCACAGGGAUUGUUGGCUAGAGGUAAGGCACGAGAUAUUUAUAACAAUAGGGAGAUAAGUACUAGCACCUUUUUAAAAUAUGUGAUCAUUACCAGUAAGUACAGUGCAUAUUGUCUCGCUUUCAGGCUGUUUUGCAUAUUUCCAGGCCGUUGUCGUUGUAACCACUUUGCAGCUGGCACUUAAGGUUCAUUAUUCUCCUCGGCAAAAUGUUUCGUGUUGACCUUUAAUUCUGCUGUAACCAGAACAACCUUCAGGAACUGUAAUUCUAGUGCUCAAUGUUUUUUUUUUUUUUUCUUCUUCUUUUCCUCUUUUGUUUUUUUUUUUUCUUCUUUUCCUUUCUUAUGCUUGCUUAGAUAAGGGAAUGAUAAAGGUUUGCAUGACUCUGGACCCUUGGAGAAACCAGUACAAUGUGCAGGUGACAGGUUAUUGUUUAUUUUAAGGUUUUCUUUUGUCUUUUUUUUUUUUUUUUUUUAAAUUUCUUUUUAAUUCGGAGCUUCUCACUAUAGUGUUAGCAGGCAUAACUUUUUGUGAGUUUUCUGUUAGGUCAGUGUGGAUCGAUGUUCCAUCUUCUUUUUCAGCAGUAGUUUGUGAGCUUCGUUUUGCAUCUAGAAGUACUCCAUUAAGAAACCAUACUCCAGCCUGACCUUCCUGUAAACUAAGAGAAUGUGCCGCUAAUGCUUUUAAAAGCACAUGUGAAUUAUAUGUUAAGGUGUUGGAACCUGUUAAGGGGUUUUAAUGCACUUUCUCUUAUAAGGAAUUUCACACAGUGAUGCAACAGGCUUGGUUAAAGGCGAGCUAGGCGUAACGACACAAUUUCACAGCGUAAGAAACACGAGAUGACGGCACACGGUGUUCUUCCACAAGCGUGUAAACCGUUUAACUGGUAGUCCCCUGUACUUGACGGCUUUUAUGUAACCACAGUAGACAGGUUUGAUUAUUUGAUAAAGCCAUGUGUAGGCAUGUUGAUGUGGAUGAUGAAUGCGUAGUCUAAAUUAAGUGGCAAGUCUAAAAUCUUUCAGUUCUGAUUUGUUAGUUUUACCCUGUGCACUGUGACUCAGCUUGUAGUUAAAUGUAAAAGCAAAUGAGUGACUGACUUUACUGAAGAAUAGGUUUUUUUUUUUUUUUUUGUGUAGCCAUGUUUAGGCAGUAUAUACUGAAUUUAGUUUUUUUUUUUUUUCUUUUAGCCAUCAUUAUAAGACAAACACAGGUAUGAGAUGCAUAUAAAGGGUUACACUGUUUCCCAGACAAAGCCAAUAGUCAACACUUGCAGUUUGUUCACCAUGUCUUUGCUGUAUUAAGCGGAUUUGACCGAGGCCUUAUAGGAUGCACACACCUGAUUUUCUCUGCACAACCCUACAUAUUUGGCUUUAAUACCAAAAACGUACAAAAAGCAGAGGCUGUUUAUAUAGCCAUAAAAGCAAUAGCCAUGUCUCGUCUAGACUGCAGACGCUUGUGUCUUCAAGGUCCUCCAGGUUUGCAUUGUCUUAUUCAAACUUGUAAAGUAAAACUGUAACAUGCAUGAAAUGGAGACUCGGUGUGGUGCUUGUUUAAUCUUUCUUCUGGAUUUCACUCCCUGUGAUGAGAUCAUUUGACCACCACUGAGCCAGUAAUAGGUGAUUUUUUUUUUUUUUUUUUUUUGAAGUACCUUUUUAAAAUUUGCUUCUUCAAUAAUAGCAUUGACAAUCUAAUUUCCAUUAUAUACUUUUUUGCAAACUGCUCCUUCCUCAGGACUCCAGAAAGAAGUAAAUGACAGCACGUUUUUGAUAGGCAUUCAGAGGUGGGGGGGAAAUUACUCCAACUACUAUAGGUUUGUGAAGAACAUCCUAACGUCUGCAGGCCAGCCAAACUGAUUGGAAUCAAAUAAAUACUUCGCUGUGAGCUCCCUGUUACAAGAAAUACUUUUUAUUUUAAAAAAAGAGCAAAAAAAACUGUUUUUCUGCAAUAUAAUUUGUCCACGUGCUUUUUUUUUUUUUUUUUUUUUUUUUUUUUUUUUGGGUUAUAUAAUUUUCUUUUUCUUUAUUUUAUUUAGUUGUAUUUUGUGUUUUAUAAGCACAAAGGUUUAUUUGGACUUUAAAAGUUAUUUUUAUUUUCUUUUUGUUUAAAGAAUUUUGUUUGUUGUUUAUCAACCAGUUCUGAUGAGCAUUAUUAUUAUUUUUUUAAUCAACCAAUUCCAACAAGCAAUUAAGAUGGAAGCAGGGGAAUGCAUUUGAGCCUGUACUGUGUACUUUAGAAAACAAAUCUGCUGAAUGCUGUAGUGUUUUUAUUAUUAUUAUUAUUAUUAUUAUUAUUAUUAUUAUUAUUAUUAUUAUUAUUAUUAUUAUUAUUCUCUUUUUUUUUUCUCCCCUCUUCCUCACUGUGGUGCAAACUCAUUUAUCUCUCAUCACCUUUCUAUUUUAAUUCUGUGAAACGGGGAAAUAAAUUCUUUUCUACCCAUGGGGAAACAAGUGUACCGUCUCAUUUCAGUUAGUAAAACAAAUGUUUAACAUGUGCAUGUUACAGUUAGACUGUUGUAAUUUCUGAUUAAGAAAUGAUUAAUUUAGGAUGUAUGAAAUGUUUCACUUUGAGAACGUAAUCCAGUUGAUGAAAGUGCAUAUGGACUUUUUUUUUUUUUUCCUGACGUCUAAAAGAAGUUUCCAUUAAAGUCCUACAAAAGUCAACACAAACACCUUUUCUGUUUAUUUUUUUUAUAUUCUGUGAAACUGGAACAUCUCAUUUUUACAAUAUCUUAAAUUGCAAACAAAAAUAUAUUAUCUUGUUAUUCAGUAUGACCAAAAACUUGGACACAAGUUACUAUUUAUGUUCACACUGAUUUGUCUAUGGCAGCAGUUCCCCAGUCGAGUGCUGGAGGACCUGUGUCCGUCUCAGUUUGUUGGUUUACAUGAAAGAGUGUCCCACAAAAUGACAAUUUUUUACAAAU